Cuscuta campestris is the source of this 1594-nucleotide messenger RNA. Lineage: Eukaryota; Viridiplantae; Streptophyta; Magnoliopsida; Solanales; Convolvulaceae. The record is from the annotation of a GenBank genome assembly.
CGCUAGAGGGCCGCCUCCUCAACCGGAGUGACCAGCACCAGGGAAUCGAACCUGGAGGAGGCCAGCGGCCGCCGCUGCAGCGAUCACUACUAGGGAUGGGUAGGAAGAUGGAAUACAACAUCUGGGGAGAGAUUGUGACGACCUGGAUGAGGAAGAACGACAGAAUCGCCGAGAUUUAGGGUGUCAGUUCAUUAUGGGUGGCAACACCGGAGGGGACUCGGCGUCCUCACGGAAGAAGUGGAAGAACAUGGUGCACCUAGCCGAGGUGCAAAGGCCACCGCUACCCAAACGGAAGAAGAAGGAGCCUUUAAUUUUCACAGAUGAAGAUUGCCCGCAAGUUCUUAGCCCCCAUUGGGACGCGCUGGUGAUAAAGGUGGAAAUCAAUAAUGUGGUCGUCCAUCGCACGUUGGUCGAUACUAGCAGCUCGGUAAACAUCAUGUACAUCAACACCUUCAAGGAGCUGGGGUUGUCACGGGGCGACCUUAAGCCAAUCCGUACCCCGCUGUCGGGAUUCACAGGGGACACCAUAGAAGCAGAAGGAACCAUCACGGUGAAGGCUGGGUUCAAGGUCUCAAACAAUGAGGCUGAGUACGAGGCGCUUCUCUACGGUUUGAGGCUGGCAGCAUCAUUGAAAGCUGAGCGGAUCCAGGGCAGGUGUGAUUCCAAAUUGAUAGUGGGCCAUGUCACCGGAGAAUUUGAAGCAAAGGAUGAGCGGAUGAAGAAGUAUAGGGACACCGCAUUGGAGCUGCUUAAGGCAUUUGAGGCAUACCGAAUAGAGCAGGUCCCUCGAGAAGAAAAUGCUGAGGCGGACAUUUUGUCAAAGCUCGGUCCUGAUUCCCCAGAUCAUAUCAAGGCGAUGACUCAGGAAGAAGAACUGCUUGAACCAAGCAUCAGUCUCGGACAAGUUCUGGUCAUUACCCUCAGUGUGCCGGACUGGAUUGACGAAUUAACCAUGUAUAUCCUUGACGAGUCGCUACCAACAGAUCCGGUCGCAGCCCAAUUCGUUAAGCGACGUGCACCUAGCUACACGCUGGAGUGCGGUCGGUUGUAUAAGCGAUCGUACAAUGAGCAGGGACAAAUUCUGGUGAAAGAAUGGGUGUGUCGAGCUGAGAGGAAGGACACCUAUAUGGGAAACUUGGAGGAAUGGCCAGGGAGCUGGGUAAGGGUGAUGGUUUCAGUUGGGUACAUGGGUGGACUGAGGCGGGUGGAAGGGCUUAGGGUGGGGUAGGUCCAUAUCCAGCCUUGAAUUUCCCAAUGGAUUGUGUUUAUCAUUCUCGAGGAUGAGCUGGGAGUGGAGUCGUAGAUUGCUUCAUUUAUUCCUUUCCAAAGAGUCCAUACAAUAAUACCUGGGAUUAUGCUAAGAAGAUGAGCUAUGAAGCUUUUCCCUUUUGCUUUGAUAAACCACUGCAAAAGUGUAGGAAGCAGUGAUCUGGCAAGUCAUCAUUCCUCUUGCACAAAUGGCAAAAGGAUGGAAGUUGAACUGAGAUUUUUUUCAAGUUGUGUGAAAGGGGGAGAGCGUCGGAGUGAAGCUUCCAGAGGAAGAUGCUGAUUUUGGGGAUCUGCAGUUUAUGCCAAAUCAAUUUGCUGGAGAGGG